AAGCCCAAAAUACUAGAAGCUUAAGCGCGCCCUUUUGCGUCGUCAACCUCCCAACCCCCGCCUCUCUGAGUCAUCACUAUCACUCAUGGCUCCCCCCAAAAUUCUGCUCUCCGGUGACAUUUCCGGCAACCUAAAGCAGCUCAUCAAACGCGUCGUUUCGGUCAACAAAUCGGCGGCGGGUCCAUUCGACGUGCUGCUCUGCGUGGGCCAAUUCUUCCCCGACUCGGCGGACCAGCUCGACGAGUUCAACGAUUACAUCGAAGGCCGAGCCCAAAUUCCUCUCCCGACUUACUUCAUCGGCGACUACGGCGUCGGCGCCGCCAAGGUCCUCCUAGCUGCGACGAGAGACGCCGGCAACCAAGGCUUCAAAUUGGACGGCUUGAAGAUUUGCAACAACCUCUACUGGUUGAAAGGCAGUGGCAAGUUCACGCUCCACGGGUUAUCUGUGGCAUAUUUAUCUGGUCAGCAAUCUUCGGAUAGCCAACAGUUUGGUACGUAUAAUCAGGACGAUGUUGAUGUAUUGCGAGCGAUUGCUGAGGAGCCUGGAAUUAUUGACUUGUUCCUAACUAAUAAAUGGCCAAGUGGGAUCACUAAUAGAGCAAAUAUAUCUGAUGCUCCCCCUGGAGUUUCCGAGCCUUUUGGCACUGACAAUAUUGUGGCAGAGUUAGUAGCCGAGAUCAAGCCACGCUAUCAUAUUGCAGGCACAAAAGGCGUGUUCUAUGCACGUGAACCUUACUCUAAUGUUGAUGCUGUGCAUGUCACACGCUUCUUGGGUCUUGCUCCAGUAGGAAACAAAGAUAAGCAGAAAUUCAUUCAUGCGCUUUCUCCUACUCCAGCAUCUACAAUGUCUGCUAUUGAGAUUAGGGCGCAGUCGACGACCACUACCUUAUCUCCAUACACAUAUAAGGAGAAAACAGCUCAUUCAAUAGAAGCUGGAAAGAGGUCUAGCGAUAGUAUUUCUGAUUCUCAGUACUGGAGAUACGAUGUCCCACAAAAAAGGCAGAAACAUGGAGAUGGUAAUAGGCUUUGUUUUAAGUUUGUAUCAUCUGGAUCUUGUCCUCGAGGGGAAAGUUGCAACUUUCAACAUGACGUAGAUGCAAGAGAACAAUCGUUGAGAGGUGUUUGUUUCGAUUUUAUGAACAAAGGUAAAUGUGAAAGGGGUACAGAGUGCAAAUUUAAGCACAGCUUACAGGAUGAAGGUGACAGCAAUUCUCAACCGGGACGUGGAUCUGGAAAUGCUAACAGAAACAGGUCAACAGAGUGUUGGUUUUGUUUGUCAAGCCCCAAAGUAGAAUCACAUCUCAUUAUCAGCAUAGGGGAGCAUUACUAUUGUGCCCUUGCCAAAGGCCCGCUUGUUGAAGAUCACGUAUUGCUAAUCCCUAUAGGUCAUUCACCAAAUACCGUUUCUCUACCCUCAGAAUGUGAUAUUGAGCUCGAUAAGUUUCAGAAUGCUCUGAAGAAGUAUUAUAACAAACAAGGAAAGGAAGUUGUUUUCUUUGAAUGGGCUUCGAAACGUACUACUCAUGCUAAUCUUCAGGUUGUUCCUGUUCCUUCAGCCAAAGCAGCUGCCCUUAAAAAUAUAUUUAACUUAGCUGCUGAAAGGCAGGGGUUCAAGUUCACAACCAUGAAAUCCGGUAACAAUUAUGAUGGGAGAACAUUGUUAGGGGAACAGUUCGACAGAAAUUUUAGUUUCUUCUAUGUUCAGCUCCCUGAUGGUACAAUCCUAUCACAUUCGAUUGAAGAGAAUGAGAACUUCGUACCUCAAUUUGGACGCCAGGUUAUGGCGGGUUUGUUGAAGAAGGCCGACAGGGAUGAUUGGAAGAACUGUACAGAUAGCAAAGAAGAGGAAACCAAGAUGGUGGAAGAUUUCAAGAGUGGAUUUGGAGAAUUCGAUCCAAAUAAGUAAUUUCUCAGAGGGUAGUAAACACUGAGAGUCAUAAACUUGUGACAUGAUGUGAUAUCAAACGUACUUUUGCACUUCUCUGUUUCCGGUUAAGUUCCCUCCAAAUUCUUGCAAUUCUGAGAACCAAAUCCAAUGUUGCUCCGUAUAGGUCAUUUUUUCCAUCACUUUAAGGUGGAUAGCUACGACUUUGGACAACAACUAACCGCAGAUGUUCUCUAAUGCUUCCUAAACCGAACAACUUGUCAGUGGCUCAUUCUCUCUGCAACAAGUGAGAUCAAGAGGUGGCCUUCAAAGAUGAGACAUAGUCCAGUAAGUUAAACUCAACUGCUGAUUGAUACCGAUUUUUGUUUAUCUGUUUUUUGUAUUUUUGGAUUCGGAAUCUGUGUUGCUCUGUUAUGAAUCCGGCAUUGUAAUUUUCUGCUAUCUUCACCGCAUUAGGUGCCGUAAAUGUGAAAUCACAUGCUUUAAGUUAGCUGUUUUCAGUUUUGUGGCAAUAGAAACUCAAUAAUUGCACACCA
Messenger RNA from Pyrus x bretschneideri (Chinese white pear), 2421 nucleotides. Its product is annotated as zinc finger CCCH domain-containing protein 64. The transcript is spliced from 10 exons. Gene Ontology annotation, cellular component: post-mRNA release spliceosomal complex. NCBI's taxonomy places the organism in Eukaryota, Viridiplantae, Streptophyta, Magnoliopsida, Rosales, Rosaceae. Gene Ontology annotation, biological process: mRNA splicing, via spliceosome. Gene Ontology annotation, molecular function: metal ion binding; RNA lariat debranching enzyme activator activity. The record is from RefSeq and is a predicted model, not a curated record. Bases 86 to 1906 code for a protein of 606 amino acids.